Messenger RNA from Emiliania huxleyi CCMP1516, 1362 nucleotides. RefSeq lists its product as hypothetical. The transcript is spliced from 5 exons. The coding region runs from base 1 to 1362 and encodes 453 amino acids. NCBI's taxonomy places the organism in Eukaryota, Haptophyta, Isochrysidales, Noelaerhabdaceae. The record is from RefSeq and is a predicted model, not a curated record.
AUGCUGCUGCGACGCUUACGACGAGCAGUAAAGGCGGCAGGCCUCACGGCUGGUGCGGCAGUGGCCGCCAUCGCCUUGCUCGAGGAGCGAAGGCGGCGAAAGCUCGCGCUGCCUGGGCUGAUUAGCACGCACUGCGUCGCCGAAGCCGGCAGCGGCGAGGCUGCCGCAGCCGCACUCGAUGAGCAUGGCUGCUGCGUGAUUCGCAACGCCCUCCCGGCGCAGCUGUCGGAGCCCGAGGCCGAUGAGCUCCCCGCACUGAUGCUGUCCAGGCUCGCGCGUGCCGCCGACGCAAUCGACCCGAAGACCGCGGCACUUGCUGCGGCCACUGCCGCGGCGGCGCUGCUGCCGGCGGUCCACGUGGGAGACGGGCACCUCUCGCGCAACCGCGCUGCGGUGGGGGCAGUCUUUGCUGAGCGAAUGACGCUCUCGCGGCUGCAGGCGCAGCCGCCCAGCGCACUCGGCUGCACGCAGGCGGCGGCGGCGCUGCAGCCGCUCAUGGUGAGAGAGGGCGACCAGGCGGACGCGGCGCUGGUCCUCGACCUCUUCCGCUCGGACGAGGACGAGGGCGAGGAGGAGGCGCAAGACGGCGAGUCGGCGACCGCGGCGCUCCCCGGCUACAACGCAUCCGGGCCUCGUGCUGCCCUCUCGCACAGCUGGGCCGCUCUGCUGCACGCGCCGUCGGCGGCGUGGGCGGCGGCCGCCGCGGCGGCGGCAACGGGGGCGGCGCUGGCGGCGGCGGACGUUGUCGUGGCGGCGGCGGCGAGCGGCCCGAAGCCCGCGGACAAGGAGCAGCUGAUGCGCCGCUUCUCAGCUGAGACAGAGGGCGUCGCGCGGGCGUGGGAGGAGCGCCGCCGCAUUGCCGAGGGGGCGAGGUCAUCUUCCGUGGUGGUCCUCCUCCCCCUCACGAGCGGCAGCGCCGUGAUCGAGGUGCUGCCCGCACCCGGACUCCUCGAGCCCGCCGUGCUGCACUUGCCCGCCGGAGCAGCGCUCAUGCUGGACGGCUCCGUCCGGUGGCGCCUCGUCGACGUGGAGGCGGAGGAGGCCGCCGCCGCCGCCCCCUCAACCCCGCGCGGAGGCGUCGCGCGCACGUUUAGCAGCCGCGGCCUCGCAGACGACUUGUCGCGAUGCCUGGUUGCUUUCGAGUACGCGACGCCGCCGCUGCCUCGCGACGACGCGGCCGCGCCGGAGGGGUGGGACGACCGGCUGGCGAGCUGGCGCCGCCUCGCCCAGCGGGCGCUGCUCGAGGCGGCCCUCGGCGCGGUGGCGGCUGCGGCGUGCGCUGGGCUCAGCUCGAGCGUGGUGGUCGACCUGGCAGGGGGUCGGGACAGAGGGGACGGCGGGCCAGAGGUUACUUGGUACUGA